This is a messenger RNA of Hemicordylus capensis (graceful crag lizard), 1867 nucleotides long. It is a transcript of the gene CALHM1, whose product is annotated as calcium homeostasis modulator 1. Lineage: Eukaryota; Metazoa; Chordata; Lepidosauria; Squamata; Cordylidae. The coding region runs from base 1 to 1008 and encodes 335 amino acids. The transcript has 2 exons. Gene Ontology annotation, molecular function: monoatomic cation channel activity. The record is from RefSeq and is a predicted model, not a curated record.
AUGGAUAAAUUCCGAAUGAUCUUCCAGUUCCUUCAGUCUAACCAAGAGUCAUUCAUGAAUGGAAUCUGUGGCAUCAUGGCUCUUGCCAGUGCACAGCUGUACGUUGUUUUUGAUUUCAACUGCCCAUGUCUCCCAGGUUACAAUCUGGCCUAUGGAAUGGGUAUCCUGUUUGUGCCACCCCUAGUCUUGUUCUUGAUGGGAUUCGUGAUGAAUAAUAAUGUCUCCAUGUUGGCUGAAGAAUGGAGGAGGCCCACAGGGAAGCGGCAGAAAGACCCAGCUGUCUUGCGUUACAUGUUCUGCUCCAUGGCACAGCGGGCUAUGAUUGCUCCUGCUGUUUGGAUUUCAGUCACACUGCUGGAUGGAGAAUGCUUCAUAUGUGCCUUCAGCACCUCUGUGCCGGUAGAGAAGCUGGGGAAUGACAGCUAUAUAGGCCUAUCUGAGAAGGCCAUGAGGAGGAUUCUGGCCCGAAUUCCCUGCAAAGACAUUUACAAUGGACAGCAACUUAUCGCCAGAGAAGUGGCGACCAGGUACCUGCGCUGUGUCUCACAGGCAAUGGGCUGGUCCUUCGUGCUCCUGAUGACCUUGAUGGCAUUUCUUGUCCGAUCCUUACGUCCCUGCUUCACUCAAGCUGCCUUCCUGAAGAGUAAGUACUGGUCCCACUACAUUGACAUUGAACGCAAGCUCUUCGAUGAGACCUGUACUGAGCAUGCUAAAAGCUUUGCCAAGGUUUGCAUCCAACAGUUCUUUGAAGGCAUGAACAAGGACUUGAGCAUGGGUCACUCACACUUGCCUGAGAAGGCACCUUCAGAAGCAGGGGAAGAGAAGGAAAAACUACUGGGCAUCAUGGAUCAAGGAACCAUGAAUAAACUUCUGAAGAACUGGCACAAAUGUAAGCCUCCUUUGUGCCUUAACCAAGAGGAGUUCCAGAAUGGGAGUUGUUGGGCAGGAGAAAUUAUACGCCCCUACCCACCUAAGAGAGAAUAUGCAACCUAUUACAGCAAAGUCUGAGGAUGGAGUGGACGUGAACAGAGAACAGGUAUCACUUUAGAGAGAGCUUCAAGGGACCUUUCUCAUCAAAGAGAUCCAGCAAUCAUUCAGAAUGCAUACAAAACACCUUUCCAGAAGUGUCAUAUCUCCAUUUUCCACAGGGCAGAACAGAAUUAAGGAUGUUAGCAUGGAGUAAAACUACGAACACAGACAGCACUCAGCAACUGAGUUGGUUUGGGAGAAGGGAGAAGUUUGGGAGAAGGGGCAGGUGAUAACUGAAUCAGAUGGCUGCUGUGAUAAAACUAGACUGAUGUUAAAACUAAGAGAUGGUUCAUCUUUGGCACAAUGUAUAAGCUCAGUGUUGUUUUCAGUAUGCUAUUUAUUCCCCGCUAAACCAUGAACGGUAGAGCAUCCCUCUGCAUUUGUCUCAGCAACAGGCAACGUCAAAUUUGGAUAUGAAAAUCCAUACCAUCUGCAAUUAUUAUCUGCACAAAAAUCACUUGCCAAGUUUCCAAUGAAGGUGAAGGACACAAAACCUAAUUUUGGGUUGCUGUUUUUUAAAUUAAAAGCACAAAACAAAGAAUACAGACAUUUGUUAAUGAAUACAUGUAUGUUGGUGGAAAAACACCCAGGUUUUCAGGCCUUGCAAGUAUGCUUCAGGCAGAAACCAAAAGCACAACGCCAGUAUUUCAGGGACACUAGAGGGCACUAUAAGCCAGCAAUACGUUCCUAUUUCUGCCUUUAUUGUACACAAGAGUUCCUUUGGCUUUUAUCGCAGACAAUGAAGUCACUGGGACAAUCAAAACCUGUGUUCUACCUGGGUUUGGGAGCUGUGUGUGCUCUCAAUUUUCAGUUGUGUGUAAGCAACUUAAGAGGAAAA